Messenger RNA from Quercus robur (English oak), 2277 nucleotides. RefSeq lists its product as uncharacterized. Gene Ontology annotation, molecular function: RNA-DNA hybrid ribonuclease activity; nucleic acid binding. Lineage: Eukaryota; Viridiplantae; Streptophyta; Magnoliopsida; Fagales; Fagaceae. The transcript is spliced from 4 exons. The record is from RefSeq and is a predicted model, not a curated record. The coding region runs from base 1 to 2277 and encodes 758 amino acids.
AUGAAUGAGACCUUCAUUACCCUAAUCCCAAAGGUUCAAGGUGCCCAUAAAUUUGGGCAUUUCAGACCUAUUAGCCUAUGCAACUUCUGCUACAAAGUUAUUUCAAGAAUCUUGGUGGCAAGAUUACGUCCACUGCUGGAUAAGCUAAUAGACCCUGCACAAACAGCUUUUGUCCCUAACAGAAACAUAGCAGAAAAUGUUCUGUUGGCCCAAGAAGUAGUGCACUCUUUCUCCACCACCAAGAAGAAAAAAGGGUUUGUGGGUUUGAAGUUAGACUUCCAAAAGGCUUAUGACAGAGUAGAAUGGCCCUUCCUAAUCCAGGUUUUAAAAAAUUUUGGUUUCCACCAGAAGUUUAUUCACCUCAUAUAUCAAUGUAUCUCUAUUGUGAGUUUCACUCUUUUACUAAAUGGGGGAAAAGGCCCUAGAAUCAUGCCUUCGCGAGGCCUAAGACAAAGGGAUCCCCUAUCCCCUUAUCUUUUCAUUAUUGGAAGUGAAGUUCUUGCCAGAAUGAUUAAUAGAUGCUCAGCCCAAAGAUUAAUAAAUGGCAUUAGGAUUGCCCCAUCAAUAGCUGGAAUCUCCAAACUCUUCUAUGCAGAUGAUGUUUUAUUGGUCUGCAAGGCAAAACAUUCAGAGAUUAAUGAGAUCAUGAACAUCUUGGGAAAAUAUUGUGAUUGGUCAGGCCAGCAAAUCAAUUUUGAGAAGUCAGGGGUCUUUGCUUCAAAAGGGGUUCACUCUCAAUUCCUAAAUCAGCUUAAGAAUCAAAGAGGGUUAAAGAAACUUUCCCAAGGUACUAAAUACUUGGGUGUCCCUCUUUUUCUCUCAAGUAGCAAGAAGAAGGACUUUACUUAUCUUAAAGAAUCCUUGGAAUCUAAGUGGAGCCCAUCAAAGAAUUCAAACCGGUACUUCACUCCUCUUGCUUGGGACAACUUAUGUCAGCCUAAAUGUUUGGGUGGCCUUGGUUUUAGGCACUUUUCAGAUACCAAUUUGGCCCUCCUGUCCAAAGUAGCUUGGUGGAUUCUAAUUCAGUCUAAUAAACCAUGUGUGCAAGCACUUAUUGCUAAAUACAGGGUGAGAAGAAAUUGGCUUGAUGCGGAUCCUUCCAAGAAGGCUUCUUGGACAUGGAAAAGUGUGGAAUCAGCCAGGCAUAUUCUUAUGGCUGGAGCUUGUAAGCAAGUUAUCAAUUGGGAAAGCAUUCUCACGUGGGAAGAUCCUUGGGUCCCGGACCUUCCUAACUAUAAACCAGUUCCAUUGUCUCCUGAUAAGCUAUCUAGUUGCUUGGUGGUGUCUCAGAUCCUAUCACCAGAUAAAUCAAGAUGGGAUGAGUCGAAACUCUAUGAAUUAUUCACUGUAGAAUCAGCCAUGACUAUCAUGAGAAUUCCAGUCAAAGUGAGUCAUAGGGUGGACAAAUGGGUAUGGGUAAAAUCCCAUAAUGGCAAACUUUCAAUGAAGUCGGCAUAUAAGGAACUUCUUGAUCAUUCUGAGCCCAAUGAGUCUGACCAGAUAUUCUUCCAACCAAGGAAAAAUUGGCAAGAUUCUUUUCUAGCCAUGGAUCCUAAGUGUCCCCUAUGUGAUGCCUCACCCGAAUCCUCCUUACAUCUAUUUGUCUACUGUCAUGCUGCAAGAUUUUUGUGGGCUGGCAAUGAGUGGGGCUGCAGACCAGAUGCAUUGCAGUUUGACUGCCCAGGUCAGUUUGUAAAAUUUCUCUUAUCCCCCCAAGUCUCUUCCCAUGGCACUUUUGACAAGGAGGGUUUCCUUUUAUUCGGGGCUUUGGUGUUGGAGAAUCUGUGGCCUGAGCAAGGAGCUGUUAAAAUAAAUUGUGAUGCAGCGGUGGGGCUAGAUCACUCAUUUAUUGCCAUUGUGGCGAGAGAUUGGAGAGGGGAUUUGAUUUUUUCCAUGUCCAAACGGGUGAAAACCAACAUCCCCAUCCAAGCAGAGGCUGAAGCCAUUAAUUUGGCGACUUGUGUUACUGUUAACCGCGGGUUUGAGUUUGUAGUGGUUGAGAGCGAUGCCAAAGCCUGCAUUGAUGCUCUCAAAGUCCCCUUUGAUGAAGUGCCUUGGAGAAUUUCAUCCAUUACAGCUGAUACUCUUUUGCUGGCAUUCCAUGGUAAGAAGUUUGUUUUCAGGUGGAGUCCAAGAGAUUCAAACAAAGCAGCCCAUGUUUUAGCUUCUUGGUGCCUUGGGAAAAAUUUAUCUGGAUGUUUUGGUCAGGGUUAUGCUCCUAGCCCUUUUUUAGAUGUUAUUAAUUCUGACCUCUUAGCAGCUGUAGCUGCUGGCUAG